Messenger RNA from Exophiala xenobiotica, 3490 nucleotides. RefSeq lists its product as uncharacterized. Gene Ontology annotation, cellular component: membrane. Gene Ontology annotation, biological process: transmembrane transport. NCBI's taxonomy places the organism in Eukaryota, Fungi, Ascomycota, Eurotiomycetes, Chaetothyriales, Herpotrichiellaceae. The record is from RefSeq and is a predicted model, not a curated record. Bases 1611 to 3167 code for a protein of 518 amino acids. The transcript is spliced from 3 exons. Gene Ontology annotation, molecular function: transmembrane transporter activity.
CUUUUCUACGUUGGCAGCCGUGGCAGGGCAGUUCGAGGACAUUCAAGACUGUUCCAGCUACUGGCGCACCACAUAAAUUCGCUGAUCCGUUGCUUUUGAUCGGAGAAGGGCAGAAGUUACUGAGCACGAGCAGCCGGCGUCCUACAGCCAUGAAUGACACUCAAUGAGAGUGUCCAAGCAGCACAGCAUUGGGAUCGAAGGUGUUAUUGACAUUGUUCCUUAUGUCGGGUCACGGGCAUGACACUUUGAAGAGCCCCAUAUGGGAUUUGUCGUCCUCGAUGUUCGGAACGGAGCUCGAAUGACACCCUUGGUCUCAUUUUCUACCAGGUUUCGUCACCGGGAUUGUGCACACGGCUCUGACCAACAGGCACGAUUGGUCGACGUUGGCUCAUCACUCACCUAUUACUCCUACUGAGCCAGCCAACAAAUUCACGCUGCUAGCGCGUGUCCCUAGAGUCCUCCCAGUCAUCCCGUCUGGCGAAGACAGUAUCUCAUUCAUCUUUAAUCUACAAAAAUCGAUGAUACUACGGAUAAUAAAUGGCGAAGGAGCUUCGUUUGCCACGUUGUCGCUGGGGUCCUUGCGAUAGUCGACGAGUCUAGGGUUCACCAAAGCGGUGAGAUCUUCGCUUCUGUAACCCUUAGGGAGGUGGUAUUCGCUAAAAUGUUUGGAUGCAGGUCAUUACUCUACCCAGAGGUCGACUUGAGCAUCCGAGAAGGUGGUGAGGCAGCAAGCAUAUCGCUACUCAUGUCAAAUAACACAUGCUUGCCGCUCUCAAGCUCGUUAACGACCAACGGAUAGUGCACGUUAGCGUCACUUCUCUUGCUUCAGGUAAACGACGAACCCUUGAUCACGUCAACUGAAGCAGAAAAUCAUGGUUCUUUUGGCACCCGGCUGUCGAAGUUUGGACGCGAAUGCCGUCCCCACUGGCGUUGAUGAAGCUGUCAAGAAACGCUGCCUUCAAGAACCCAGUUGAUGCUAUCAGUGUGCGAGAAUCCUUGUGUUCAACUGGGCCCAAAACGAGGUUCACCUACAGUACCAUGGUUCUCUGACAAGCUCACGAGCUAGGCGGACAAUCCCCCGGCAAAAGGCUUGAAAAUGGUGGAGAGGCGCAACCUAGCGCACACGCCCCCGGCACUUUUGGGCUUCGGUUGCAACGGGACGGGCAUGCGGCGUUGAUCCGCGUCGUCCACCCCGACAUUCUACUGGCGGAGAUGUCUCCCAAAAAGUGCCACACUGCCCGGAGACAGGCCUUAUCACAAGGAUAUUCGUCCCAGAACCCCGCAAAGGGGUUGUACCCUCAACGUGUGACAGCAACAAAUUAUCAUGUACCAUGCACGACCAUGCUCACUCUUGCCAGCGGACUGCAUGCCCAGUGGUCGAAAGAGCAGGCAUGCUUUGGUCACUUCGCUCCUGCCUCCCUAAGCUAGCUUGAGAUGCGCUUUGUCUCGGUUCAAUGCGACACAUCAAAUGCAUGUUGCGGUUCUCGUUCCCUGAAGCAAAUAUUUACCUUCGCUAUCCAGCUGCCUCUGGCAAGGCCGUUCCUCCCGAUCUCUCUCUUCCUCCCCUUCUAUCCAAAAGUUUUGUCCUUUCGUGAUUCCACUUUGCCAGGAUGACUGUUUACAGCUCAGAUGCUGCUGCUCUCGAGGCAGCAGGGAAGAAACAAGUAUUGAAGCGAGAAUGGAACUUCUGGGCACUACUCGGCAUGUCGGCUUGCACUCUGUGCACCUGGGAAGCAACAAGCGCUUUGUUCGCAGGCGCAUACACCAAUGGAGGGCCUGCUUCUGUCGUCUACGGAUUCAUCGUCUCCGUGCUGGGCACAUUGGCAAUUGCAACAUCGAUGGCCGAGAUGGCCUCCAUUUCACCAAUAGCUGGUGCUCAAUAUCACUGGAGUGCUGAGCAUGCACCUCUACGCUGGAGGGCUCUCGUCAGCUACAUUCAAGGCUGGGUCACCAUUACUGGAUGGGUUGCAGGUAUAGCCUCCGUCUGCUUCCUGAUCGCAUCAAUGAUACAAGGCCUUGCUGUGCUCAAUUACUCCGGAUACGAGGCGAAACGCUGGCAUGCGACAUUAAUCAUGAUUGCAUUUGCCGGCAUUGCAACUAUCGGAAACACAUUCGGCAAAAAGCUACUACCGCUGUGGGAAACAUUAGGAGGUGCCUUGCAUGUGUUGUUCUUCUUUCUGGUCAUGAUCGGUAUCCUGGCAACCAGCGACAAAGCCAGCAAUCACGACGUUUGGGGUACUUUUAUCAACGGCGGCGGCUGGGACAGCGAUGGGGUCAGCUUCUGCUUGGGCUUUUUGACCCCGGCAUUUGCUUUGGCUGGGGUCGAUGCUGUCAUACACAUGUCAGAGGAAGCCUUCAACGCUCCUCUCAACAUCCCUCGGGCAAUGAUUUGGUCGGUUAUCAUCAACGGCACGGCGGGCUUUGCCUAUAUCCUCGCCGUGCUGUACUCUAUCACCGAUCCGGAUGCCGUCCUGGGCAACGAGACUGGUUUUCCAAUUAUUGGUGUCUUCCUCGAGGCGACCAAUAACCAGAAGGCUGCAACCGCCAUGAUGACCGCCGUGAUCAUCGUCUUCACCAUGAAUUUGUUCGGCUGUGUGGCGUCGGUUUCUCGACUGAUUUGGGCCUUCUCUCGAGACAAAGGCCUGCCUUUCUCGGGAUUCUUUUCACAUAUUACGCCUUGGAAUAAGUGUCCGACGAACGCCGUGGUUGCAAUCUUUGUUGCGGUAUCUCUGCUCUCACUGAUCAACAUCGGCUCCACCACCGCAUUCAAUGCCUUGAUAUCUCUAACGACGCUCGGAUUCUACUUCUCUUAUGCAAUUCCGACACUCAUGUUUGCAAUGCGCCGCUUCAACACGAGCAACCCAAUCGCCUUUGGACCUUGGACACUGGGAAGAUUUGGCCUAGUCGUGAAUGUGCUAGCGAUCGCGUUCUGCCUUUUCCUGAUCAUCUUCCUGCCAUUCCCUCCAGUCCUACCAGUCACAGGCACGAACAUGAACUACGCUUCUCCGGUAUUCGGCGCCGUUAUGCUCUUCGCCAUCGUCAAUUAUUACGUUCGGGCCCGCCGGCGGUUCACCGGACCGAUCAAGGAGGUCACAAGCGAGACGAGCAGCGAGAAUGUCGCUCACGAGUCGGUUGUUGCUGAGAAGCAACCCGCCGAAUCUUCUUGAAAGGGAGAGAGAAGACGGCGUUGGAGGCUCAUAUUCAAAUUUCCAACAUCAUUCACAGCUCUGGAAUCCCGACCCUCACUUGAUGCUCCAGCGUGCGAUGACUUCGGUUUCUCAACCGUGCCUAGUCUAUUCCACUGGGGUUUGGCAUUUGUCUACAUGUAGAUGAGGCUCAGAACAAGGGUUGCAGUCAGUCCUAUUUUGCGAAUCUGAUGUAUCAUAUGCGCCUAACAAUACAUGCCUCUCGAUAGCCCUGCAAGAGCUUAGGGGUUGGUCAUCGGACCGACUUAUUAUAACUACGCAGAACUCAACGUACCAGCGCAGUG